Leptosomus discolor (cuckoo roller) is the source of this 1008-nucleotide messenger RNA. Lineage: Eukaryota; Metazoa; Chordata; Aves; Leptosomiformes; Leptosomidae. The record is from RefSeq and is a predicted model, not a curated record.
AUGAUAGCAGAACCUGCUUUUCUCUCUGAGUAUACUAUCUUUGCUUUGGAUCCUACCAAACAGCCUAAGCCACAGAGUGACAGUGUGCUGAGUGACACUCCAUCUUUCACCCAGAGGCUUCAGCUCCGAGUUCCCUCUAUGGAGUCUUUGUUUCGAAGCCCAGUAAAAGAGUCCCUGUUCCGCUCUUCUUCUAAGGAGUCCCUGGUACGAACUUCUUCAAAAGACUCACUGAAUCGACUGGACUUGGAUGCAGCCGGUCCCGCAUUUGAUCCACCUUCCGACAUUGAAAGUGAAACAGAAGAGCCUCCGGGAAAUACGGACAGCCUCAGCAAAGAGCAGUUGUUGCAGCGACUGCGCAGAAUGGAACGCAGUUUGGGCAACUAUAGGGGAAAAUACUCUGAGCUAGUGUCUGCUUAUCAAGUUAUUCAGCGGGAGAAGAAGAAGCUACAGGGCAUUCUGAGUCAAAGUCAGGAUAAAGCACUUCGCAGAAUUGGGGAACUGAGAGAGGAGCUCCAGAUGGAUCAACAAGCUAAGAAACAUCUCCAAGAGGAAUUUGAUGCUUCCUUAGAAGAAAAGGAUCAACUUAUUAGUGUCCUGCAAACUCAGGUAUCGUUGCUGAAACAGAGGUUACAGAAUUGUCAGAUAGGCACUGAAUUGCCUAAUCCAAAUAUCCAAUCUGAACCACAAGUUCAAAGUCCAACAAAAGAAAUCAGUACAGAAAAUACUGUGGAACCAGGAAGCAAUGGAAAUUCUGUUAAAACACUGGAAACUCUUACUCAGAGGGUGAAGCGUCAAGAGAACUUGCUGCAACGUUGUAAGGAGAUGCUUCGGUCACAUAAGGAGCGAUGUGCCCAGUUAACCAACGAGAAAGAGGCACUGCAGGAACAGUUAGAAGAGAGGCUUCAGGAACUGGAGAAAAUGAAGGACCUUCACAUGGUUGAGAAAACUAAACUGAUUACGCAGCUGCGUGAUGCGAAGAAUUUGAUUGAGCAGCUAGAACAAGACAAG